AUGAAGCAAAGGGAGGGCGCGGUAUCAGGUCAGCUCACCCGCGCGCUGCAAGACCGGAGCUUCAUUCUCCGCCACACAGGACCCCUUGCCAGCUUUCGCCGCCGCAUGGCACCUGACGUGGCAGAUGCCGGUUCCAGCUCAGCAGGUGGCGGAUAUGACGUGGAGCAGCCCCCUCCCGGCGUGGAGCAGGAGCCGGAGCUGGCGAGAACCUUCCAGGAAGCUGUCAAGGAGGGGGAAGAGGCGAAAGCCCAGGGGACUCAGGAGCAGCAGGUUCGGGAGCAGGCUCGGGCACAGGAGGCUCGGGAGCCGGCUCGGCGAAGCUCGAAGUUGCAAGUUCACUAUAGCGAUGAGGAUGACGUGGCAGAGGAGGACGUGCCGGAGCAUUUCACUUGGAUAGGGGAGGAGGAGGAGGAGGGGGAUGACCUGGAUACGGUUUACGAGGACGAGGAGGAGAGAGAGGAGGAGGAGAAGAAGGAGAAGGAAUGGAGGAGGCAGAAGGGGAUGAAGGAGGGGGAGGGAGGGGGCAAGGGGAAGAAGCGGCUGACUCGUCUGGCAACAAUGGCGCGGAAAGAGGCGAGCACUGAGCUGACCGUGUGGCAGUCGCUCGUGCUCACUGUGGUGAGUGUGUGGGGGGGAAGGCAGGGAUGGGGGAAGUCAGGGAGGGGUGAGGGCUGGGAUGGGGGGAGAGGUAAUCGUGCACACACAUGGUACGCGGGAGAGGAGAGCAGUGAGCUGACCGUGUGGCAGUCGCUGGUGCUCACUGUGGUGCGUUGGGGUUGGGGAUUGCCCAAGGCUUUCUUCUCAUCCACCCACCUCCUGCCCCAACUCACCCCAUACUUAACCCCACAGCAAUGCUUUUUCCAGCAGCUGUUCAACCCCAUCACCCGGUCUGACUACUACACUCUCCGGCUUGCAUUCAUUCACAAUCAGGACCUUCCUCGCGACUUUGAUUUCUACCACUACGUGGUUGGCUCCCUGGAGAAGGACUUUGUGCACAUCGUCGGCCUCAGCUUGCCGCUCUGGAUCACUCUCAUUAUUGUCAUAUGCAUCACAAGCUACAAGUGGGAUAUCUCCUUCAUCUUUUCCGUUCUCGGCCUCCUGAUCGCCCUAGCAGUGGGAACGAAGCUGGAGUACAUAGUAUCGCUGCUGGCUCUAGAGAGUGCGCAUGUGACUGGGAACUGCGAGGGCUGCCACUUAAAGCCCCGAGGCUCGCUCUUCUGGUUCAAGCGACCAACCUUCAUGCUGUCUCUGCUGCACUUCGCUCUCUUCGUUAGCUCGUAUAUGAUCGGCAACCUAGUCGUUUACUAUUAUCUGGCACUGAACCAAUCACAGUGCAAGACCUACUCGUCCUGGGUGCCUUGGCUUAAAUUCAUAUUAGGCAUCGCCACUGUGCUCAUCUGCAGUCUCAGCACGCUGCCGCUAUAUGCCCUCCUAACUCACAUGGGCGGCAAACCCAGCCACUCGGACGAAGGACGUAAGCAAGGGAAAAUAGCGGCUGUUUUCACAGAACAGAUGAAGAAAAUAAAGGAGCACAGAUCCAAGGAUGAUGUGCGAGCAUAG
Closterium sp. Naga37s-1 is the source of this 1560-nucleotide messenger RNA. Lineage: Eukaryota; Viridiplantae; Streptophyta; Zygnematophyceae; Desmidiales; Closteriaceae. The record is from the annotation of a GenBank genome assembly.